CACCCGUGCACAGCUGUAAGAAUGGGACCUUCGAUGUUAUUCAAUAUUCACUUUCCCUUCUGCAGCGAUGCAUCCCUGGGCGCUGGUAUCUCCAGCCUCACGAGGCAUUGGCCUUGAAUUGGCGCGCCGACUUCUGCAAACGACCACAGUACCCAUUGUAGCUACAGCUCGAAAGGACCUUGACCAGACCAAGGAACAGCUACUAUCUGGGCUCAAGGAUGUAAGCGAGGACCGGCUUCAUGUCGUCAAAGUCGACGUUCUGGAUGAGAACAGCGUCGCUCAAGCGGCAGAAGAGGUGGCCGGCAUACUACCCAAGAAGGAUAACUAUCUGCGGCUUUCUCUCUGCGUCCCUGGAUUGCUCUUCCCGGAGAAGUCGCCCUCGCAGAUCAACUACGACGACGCCUUGACGACGUUCCGCACGAACACACUCGGUCCGAUGCUCAUGCUCAAACACUUCUCACCGUUCUUACCUCGAAAAGCCACGAAGCUAUCCGACGAAGAAGGACUUCCCAAGGCAGCGGUCUGGGCGAAUAUGUCUGCGCGGGUAGGCUCGAUCAGCGACAAUAGGUUAGGUGGAUGGUAUAGCUAUCGAGCUUCGAAAGCGGCUGUAAACCAAUUGACCAAAUCAUUCGACAAUUUUCUACGAACAAGUGCCGGCGACAAUGCAAUGAGUAUCAGUCUUCACCCUGGAACGGUCAAGACGGAUUUGUCAAAGGAAUUCUGGAACAACGUGAAGGAAGAGAAGCUAUUCAGCCCAGAUUUCGCAGCCGAGAAACUGAUAGAGGUCAUCAAGAGCCGGGCCUUGGACGAUAGAGGGAAAUGCUGGGAUUGGAAGGGUGAAGAGGUGCCUCCUUGAUGGAUCAAGACUAUAUAGCAGGAGAAUGCAUGUGUGCUCUCUU
Pseudocercospora fijiensis CIRAD86 is the source of this 899-nucleotide messenger RNA. RefSeq lists its product as uncharacterized. The transcript has 2 exons. The record is from RefSeq and is a predicted model, not a curated record. Lineage: Eukaryota; Fungi; Ascomycota; Dothideomycetes; Mycosphaerellales; Mycosphaerellaceae. Bases 68 to 856 code for a protein of 262 amino acids.